Lentinula edodes (shiitake mushroom) is the source of this 990-nucleotide messenger RNA. RefSeq lists its product as uncharacterized. Gene Ontology annotation, molecular function: FMN adenylyltransferase activity. Lineage: Eukaryota; Fungi; Basidiomycota; Agaricomycetes; Agaricales; Omphalotaceae. Bases 1 to 990 code for a protein of 329 amino acids. The transcript has 6 exons. Gene Ontology annotation, biological process: FAD biosynthetic process. The record is from RefSeq and is a predicted model, not a curated record.
AUGAUUCAGAUACAAGAAGUAGCAAGGCAGGUCUAUGAUCUCGCUACCUCCGAUGAUCCUCUCGCGCCUUUGAUCAAGGAGGCUUUGGAUGUUAUCGACGAAGGACUCGAUGCAUGCGGGGAGGAUCGAGUCUCAAUCAGUUUCAAUGGAGGUAAAGAUUGCACUGUCCUACUGCAUCUUUUCGCUGGCGCAUUAGGGAAACGACGUUCAGCCUCAGAAUAUACAUCGCCUAUACCAGCGAUAUAUAUUGCAGUGCCUUCUUCGUUUCCAGUGUUGGAGGAUUUCAUCGAAGACGCAGUAAAAGACUACAACCUCGACCUAUUCUAUUGCAGGCCACCUCAGGAGGAUUCAAUCGAAACUGUGGUAACCCCUGCUGCUAGUUCAAUUACCAAAGGGCGUGACUACAUCCACCCAUUACCAGGUCCUCGGAGUGUUGGAAAAGCCAAGGGGGGAGAAGGUAUGCGUCAAGCUUUGGAGAUGUACAAGGCCCAGCUCCCACAUAUCAACGGUAUUCUAAUCGGUACCAGACGUACCGAUCCACACGGUGAUAGAAUAUCGUUUCGAUGUCCUACUGAUGAGGGAUGGCCCAAAUUCGACCGCAUAAACCCAAUCAUAAACUGGUCUUAUGCUGACGUAUGGACGUUCCUGCGCCAGCUCAAUAUUCCAUACUGUAAGCUUUAUGAUGAAGGCUACACAUCUCUCGGAUCCACUUAUAAUACCUUUCCAAAUCCCGCUUUACUUGUAACAUCAAAGCAAUCAGCAAAUUUAGACAUACAACCGCUUCCAUCUGCGUCUUCGAUAAUCUCGCCAACGACUGCACUCACUACUGUGAUGUCCAAUACGCAUGCAACUCCUCAGCUAGAUGCACUGACGAUUAAUCAAUCAUCAGAGUUUUCCUCACCCUCACAAUACCAUCCGGCUUACAUGUUGAAGGAGGAUCACUUAGAGCGUGCUGGACGGGGACUAAACAUUCCCGGUGUAACACUAUAG